Messenger RNA from Striga hermonthica, 1002 nucleotides. Lineage: Eukaryota; Viridiplantae; Streptophyta; Magnoliopsida; Lamiales; Orobanchaceae. The record is from the annotation of a GenBank genome assembly.
AUGGAUGAAAACCUAGCAUUAUUGUUGUAUGGUUGCAAGUUGGCGAAAAACCUCGAAAACAACCUAACCGUGCUGUCGACCCAACCCGAAAGCCUCCUCGUUUCUUGCGACGAAAUCAUUAGGGUUUUUAGCAGCGUUCGAGAUAGGUUAGCCGUUUUCUCCCGGUCGGGCCAAACGAGCUUCGUGGCUGGCGGGCCCCACGAGAUGCAAAGGCUUGACGAUUAUCACAUCGGCUCGGUAAUCCAGGAUUGGCUGAGGACCGGCGGCGGCGCCGGCGCCUCUCGUGAGCCGAUGGAUUUUCUCCGAGCACCGUCAACUGCAGAGGACGUUGGUGGCAAGAAUCGGCCGCCGGGCGGCUUGCAGCUUACGGUGGUGGGGUCUAGCGGGGAAAUAAAACCCGCAGCGAGUAAUGCACCGGAUUUCAGCAGAGUUUCGGGUUCACGGAGGCCGAUAAUGAGAAAAGAUGAAGGUCAGAAGAUAGUGAAGAAGGUGCCUGCUCCUCAGAUGGGAAACCUUGAUCUUCCUCCUGAAGAUGGCUUUACUUGGCGAAAAUAUGGUCAAAAGGAGAUUCUUGGGUCCACGUAUCCAAGGAGCUAUUACAGGUGUACCCACCAGAAACUGUACGGCUGCCCGGCCAAAAAACAGGUCCAGCGCCUGGAGGACGACCCCUUCACCUUCGAGGUCACCUACCGUUGCUCCCACACUUGCCACGUGUCCUCCUCCGCCCCCUCCGCCACCGUGCCGCCGCUGCCGCCGCCGGCCACGGCCCCCCCGCCACCUCCCCAGUCGCUCCCCACCGCCCACUGGCUCUCGAUGCAGCUCCUCCACGACCUCGGCGGCGCCGGCGCCGGAACCUCCACCGGAAGGUUCCCCGACUACCAGCUGGCGGUGGCGGACAUGGCGGACGCGAUGUUCAACUCCGGGAGCAGCAGCAGCAACAGCAUGGACUUGAUCUUCUCGGCCAUGGACGACAAGUGGGAUUCCGAGGAGAAAAAGGACUGA